AAAUUAAUAAUUUACUAAAAAAUAUUUAAUUAUAUAUCAAAUCUUCAAAUAAUGAGCUAAAUUUUAGGUAAAGAAUAAAAGUUAAUUAUGCAAGGACAACAUAGAUAAAACUCUGUAAUUUAGGGAUAUAUUCAUGAUUUUAAAAUAAAUAAACUAGAAAAUAAUGAAGAAAAUUCAAAUUAACCCGUCUUAGCAGCUCCAUAGCAUUAAAAUAAUGAAAGUGCUUUGAAUAAACAUAAGAUUAACUAUUAAAAUCCAUAUAUAUCUCCUAAAUAUCGCUAUGAAAAACUACCAGAAAUUUAAGUUAAAUAAAAUGAAAGUGAAAAUGUAGAUGAUUUAGAGAAAAAUAAACAUUAAAGAUCUUCAAGCACCAUUUAUAAACACAAUAAUGAAUAAAUGAAUUUGACUAAUCCAUAUCUAACAAAGCCAAAUAGAUCUUAUUCAUAAAAAGCUGUACCAAGUGCAGUAAUGCUAUAAUAAAUUAAAUAAGAAAGAAUCAUAGUAUAGGAACAAAACUAAAUGCUUAUAAAUAGAUUAAGAAAAUUGAGAUAAGAAGAAUUAUAACUUUAAAAGAGUGCUGAAGAUGCUGCAAAAAAAGCUGAAAAGAUAUUUAACCAGAAAAAAUUAUAUAUAAAAAAGAAAGAAGAAGAGUAACAAAGAAUUCAAUAGCAAGAUGAUGUUGGAUACACUCACCCUAAAAAGUAACUAGAAAUGCUAAGAGUAUAAAUUGCAAAAGAAGAAAAUUUGAAAAAAAAGAAAGAAGGUUUUUAUCAAGUAAAGUAAAUAAUAGCUGAAGAGCAAAUUCGCAAAGCUUAAGAGUAAAAAGUGGCAAUUGAAAAUGCAAAAUUUAAGAUGGAGUAAAUGAAAAAGUAAAAGGAGAUUUCAAAAUAAAGAAAAGAGUAAUAUUUAUAAGAGAAAAAAUUAAAAUUAGAAAAGGAGUUACAAAAAUAAAGAAUAAAAGAAGAAGCAAUGCUCAGCUUUGCAAAGUUUGAAGCAAAAGACUUUGAAAGGAGAGAGUAAGAAAUGUUAGAAAGAAUUAAAUAAACCUAAUUGAUGAAAGAAUAAGCUAAAGAAUAAUUAAAGGAUUCUGUUACUCUUGAUAUAUUCGAAUAUGAAAAUAGAUAUGUUAAAGAUAAAAAAGUGAAUAAUAGUAGUCAUAAUAUGUCUAUGACAUCAUUAAAUGCUAACCAAAAUAAAAACGGUUCUUAAAAAGGUGUCGGAACUAAUUACAACUCAAGAGCAAUAUCUCAAUAAGUACUAAAGAUUAACUCUCAUGGAUAAUCUUAUAUUUCUAAUGGCUAAGAGUGA
This is a messenger RNA of Tetrahymena thermophila SB210, 1308 nucleotides long. RefSeq lists its product as hypothetical. The record is from RefSeq and is a predicted model, not a curated record. The transcript is spliced from 2 exons. Lineage: Eukaryota; Ciliophora; Oligohymenophorea; Hymenostomatida; Tetrahymenidae.